AGUCUUGUUUUAGUCUUUGCUGAUGUCGCGAAACGAGUUCGCUUAUUUUAAAUUUUUAUUAAAUGUCAUAAGUUAUUAUUAUUAAAAUAAACCAGAAAAAUAAGUUGGUAUUUCCCGGAAUUUGAUUAAGUUUUUUUUUUUUAAUUCAACCAUAAAAUACCAAAUUAUGUCGAAUAAAUUGAUGGUAGUGAUGCUGGGAGUAGUCCUGAUUGCUGUGUCAUUCCCAGUGAAUGCACAAAUAACUAAACUCUUUCCGGUUAUAGAAGAAGUUUCAACAAAAAUCUCUGAGCUUCCCAUAGUGAAUAAAUUUUUCAAUGAUCCAUAUUCCCCAAAAGUAGUAUAUCCACCUCCUCCAGGUGUAAAACGUCCAGCAACAUCAUCAACAGAGCCAACACUUUCAACAUUGCCGCAUCUUACAACAAACGAUGUUGUUCCAUUAACUACAACUUUUAAAACACCUAUUUCUUCAAGUGGAGAAUUAAUACCAAACUAUUUAAGUUUGGCGAAUGCUUUAAGUUCAACUACUGAAGGACCUCUAGCUUCAGAAUCGAUUCAAAACAAAAUAGAUGAAUCAAUUAGUCUGGCAAGUGAAAUUAGCACAUCAACUGAAGGAGUUGAAAAGGUUGUUGAAAUUAAACAAGAGACUACAAAAGUUAUUGGAUUAUCAUCGACUACAGAAGGAUUUUCAGAAAUAAAUCAGUUUGAAGAAACAAAAACUGAUAAAAUAAAUCAUAUUGAAGAAGGAAAUUUGAGUGCAGAAGCAAGUCUUGAUAAAACAACAAAGGGACCUUUAACAGAAAUUCAACCACCUACUGAAAUUACAACAACACCAUCAACCGUUUCAGAAUCAACUCCUGCACCUAAAUGUACAACGCCGAUUGGUAAACCUGGUGAAUGCAAAGACAUACGUCAAUGUCCUUCGUUAAUAAGUUUAUUAAUGCGUGAACCAUUUUUGGUGGAAAAUAAAUUAUAUCUUCAACGAAGCCAAUGUGGAUAUGAAAAUCAAACUGUUUUGGCAUGCUGCCCUGACCAUGUGCCAGCUCCAAUAGAGUCUCCAAAACUGUCUCUUUUGCCCCAACCUCGCAAGUGUGGUUCUAUGUUUCUAAAUCGUCUCUAUGGCGGUUAUACUACUGAUCUUGAUUCAUUUGGUUGGAAUGCUUUGCUAGAAUAUGCCAAAGGUGGUAACGAAAAAGGUUUCCAUUGUGGUGGUACCUUAAUAAGUGACCGUUAUGUUCUAACAGCAGCCCAUUGUGUUACCAAUUUGCCUGAAACUUGGACCAUUCAAAGUGUUCGUCUAGGUGAAUGGGAUUUAGAAACCGAAUUGGACUGUUCAUCUGUUGGUAACUCCCUCGAUUGCAAUGACCCGCCUGUGAAUGUUGCGAUUGAAGAAGUUAUUCCCCAUAAAGAUUAUUCAUCAACAUCUACCAAUCGACUGAAUGAUAUUGCACUCAUUCGUUUGUCAACUCAAGUCAAACCAACUGCCAAUAUUGAACCCAUCUGCUUGCCAUAUGGUGACAAUAAGUUACAUGCUUUCGAUGAUCAAAGUUUGGAUAUGGUUGGUUGGGGUGUAACGCCAGAAGGCUUAUGGAAUACUUUUAAACAGAGAACGAAUGCUCAAGUGAUACCGUUGAAUAAAUGCCGGAGUAGAUAUGCAGAAAGAAAUAUUCAACUCGAAUCGACGCAGUUUUGUGUUGAAGGUCGUCUGAGAAACGACACGUGUCGAAUUGAUUCUGGUGGACCAGUAAUAAGCUUUGAUACGGCUAAUAAGGGACUUGGCAGUUUCUACCUUGCUGGAAUACAAUCGUUAAGUCCGACUCCAUGUUGGGCGGAAAAAUUACCUGGGGUCUAUACAAGAGUCGCUGACUAUUUGGAUUGGAUCUUAGAGAAUAUUCGUGCUUAAUUUAUUUGUAAGCUAAUUUAUAAGAUGUGUACUUAAAUAUAGAUAGGUAUUUAAAAAAUGAUUUUAUAUUUUAUAAAAAUUACAUAAUGUUAAAACAGUAAAACGUGGUGCAAUGUUUGUAGACUAUCAUGCUAGGGGUUAUGGAUUCAACUUCGGACUCGACGACCUACAUUUUUAAAUUGUGUUCCACUCUCGUUUGCAUUUUAAACGAUCACUGAACCGAAAAGAUAAGUGGAAUUAAUGAAUAUAUUCAUUGGGACAAUGUAUGAUACAUUACACUGGUUUACAAGGGUUUUGUUGCCGAAAUAAAAAUAUACUUUUCUGAAGGUUUUCGGUGUGCUGAACUCGAAUCCGAAGUCAGAAACAACUAAUCAGCUCUCGUUUUUGAGAUAUUACCGUUAGAAAAUGCAAUAAAACGUUUUUUUGAGUUCUUCGGACCUUAUUCUUUUGUAUAAGGAAAAUUGUUUGAGCAUAUUUAGCAACGGUUUCUAUAAGAACUGUUUUCCAUCUUUCGAUACCUGUUUAAAUCUUUUCAAUAUCUUUUGUAUUGCCCGAGACAUCUUAUAAUGAAGUUUGUGGGUUUGGCUUCAUAGAUCAUAGAGGAGAUAAUGACGUUUUUAAAUUUAUAAAAAUACCAAACAACUGAGGAUAUCUCGGGCAGUAAAAAAGAUAUCGGAAAGAUUUAAACAGAUUUAAAAAGGUGGAAAAUAGUUCUUAUAAAAACCGUAACUAAAUAUGCUCAAAUAAUUUUACUUAUAUAAAUGAACAAGGUCCGAAGUACUGCAUUUUCUAACGGUAAUUUUUCAAAAACGGGAGCUGAUGAAUUUUUUUUUUGACUUCGGAUUCGAGUUCAGCACACCGAAAACCUUCAGAAAAGUAUAUUUUUGUUCCGGCAAAAAAAAAAAAGUUUAAUUUUGCUAACCAGUGUUAUUAUUUGUCCAAUGAACUCGUUAAUUAAUAUCAUGAAAAUUGAUAAUAGUUCA
Messenger RNA from Episyrphus balteatus (marmalade hoverfly), 2883 nucleotides. Its product is annotated as serine protease easter-like. The coding region runs from base 167 to 1900 and encodes 577 amino acids. The transcript is spliced from 4 exons. Gene Ontology annotation, molecular function: serine-type endopeptidase activity. Gene Ontology annotation, biological process: proteolysis. Lineage: Eukaryota; Metazoa; Arthropoda; Insecta; Diptera; Syrphidae. The record is from RefSeq and is a predicted model, not a curated record.